Messenger RNA from Aspergillus brunneoviolaceus CBS 621.78, 1460 nucleotides. Its product is annotated as eukaryotic translation initiation factor 4E. The record is from RefSeq and is a predicted model, not a curated record. Bases 308 to 1042 code for a protein of 244 amino acids. Gene Ontology annotation, biological process: translational initiation. Gene Ontology annotation, cellular component: cytoplasm; eukaryotic translation initiation factor 4F complex. The transcript is spliced from 3 exons. Lineage: Eukaryota; Fungi; Ascomycota; Eurotiomycetes; Eurotiales; Aspergillaceae. Gene Ontology annotation, molecular function: RNA 7-methylguanosine cap binding; translation initiation factor activity.
ACUUGAUGCUGGGAUUUUCCGCCAUCUUCCCCAUACAGUCUCGACCACGACAUUCGCCGUGAUUCUGCCUGGAGCAGACGCUCAACUCUGAUUCAACCACUUGCGCGUCUUCCCUUCUUACCUCACAUACACCUCUUACCGCGAGUUGCGCCUUCCUUUGACGGCCUCUCAUCACAACAACAAAUUUUGCCAUCCGCACUUUUCUCUCCCCUCCGACGACCCCUCGCCUCUUCAUCAACCCGACCCCGCCGCUCGACCCUCUUCAUCCACCUUGAACUUUACCUCACCUCAUACUCCCUCUACCAUAAUGGCCGCCGUCGCUGAGAACGGCCACGCACCCGUGGCCGAUGAGAAUGCCGCCCCCGUCGCUGCCGCCGAGCAGACCGAAAAGACGAACGGUGACUCCGUCACAGUAUUCCACGACCCCGAAAACUUCAACGUUAAGCAUCCUUUGAUGCACGAGUGGACCCUCUGGUUUACCAAGCCCCCCAGUGGCAAGGGCGAUAACUGGAACGACCUUCUGAAGGAGGUUGUGACUUUCAACUCUGUCGAGGAAUUCUGGGGAAUCUACAACAACAUCACGCCGACCUCCGAAUUGGGCCUCAAAGCAGACUACCACCUUUUCAAGAAGGGCGUCAGACCGGAGUGGGAGGACCCCCAGAACAAGCACGGCGGAAAGUGGUCAUAUUCCUUCAAGGACAAGCGCUCCGUGCCCAUUGACGACCUGUGGCUGCACGCUCAGCUGGCAGCUAUUGGCGAGACUCUCGAGAGCGAUGGCGACAGCGAGGUUAUGGGCGUCGUCGUGAACGUACGCAAGGGCUUCUACCGUGUGGGUCUGUGGACACGGACCGUUGGCAAGGCCAUUCCGGGAGACAAGAACAACACCCGUACGCCCGCCCAGGGCAAGGACAUCCUCGAGGCCAUCGGCCGCCGCUUCAAGGAGGUUCUCCGUCUCAAGGAGGCGGAUGCCGUUGAGUUCUCCGGACACACAGACAGCGCGCACAGCGGCAGCACGAGAGCCAAGGCCAAGUUUGUUGUCUGAAGCGCCUGCUAGCUUGUGUCGCUUUGGCUUUAUGAUAUCAUAACGCGGUGGUUUUCGCUUGUUUGCUAUGGAUUAAUGGAAAAGGGCUCCGUGAUGAUGCGCGGUAACGAAAGGGAAAAGAUCAGUACAAGGCAUUGCCUGUGGGAGGAGACAUAUUCCAAACUGGCUUGCCAGCACUUCGCAGUGAGGCGAUGAUCUGGUUGCAGCUCUUUUCCUCAAGACGUAUUUCUGACGAGGUUUAUACCAUAUUCUGUUAAAUUUCAGUGUUGUCCCUCUUGGGAUCGGAGAAUACAAGAAAAUGAUUUGAAUUGCUGCAUCUACUUGACCUGUCUGAUUUUUGCUUGCAUGGUGACGUUGCUGUCCUUCAGCUCCGUUAUCGAGACAAAACCUCAAUGCGGGCCGUGUAUACACCGAGUAC